Molecule: messenger RNA, 888 nt
Organism: Closterium sp. NIES-65
Lineage: Eukaryota; Viridiplantae; Streptophyta; Zygnematophyceae; Desmidiales; Closteriaceae
Source: the annotation of a GenBank genome assembly
AUGGCUUCCUCUAGCUUUACCUUAACAUGCAGUCGCGCCCAACCCUAUCCUCGGGUCGCGUGCAUCCAGGGUUGUUGCGCUCAUCCCGCGUGCUUCCCUCCUCCCCUUUUUCCGUCACGCGCGGCCUGCACUACCGUCGCGCGCCCCUCCUUCCCUCUUCCGCUCGCCUCUCGUCCCUCACCUAAGCGCCCCUCCUCUCACCUCGUCGCGUGCGGGCUGUGUCGCUGUCGCGCGCCCCUUAUUUCCGUCGCCAACCGUGCCCUGCCCUUCCGCCUAUGCUCCUCUCUCCUUCCAUUCCCUCUACGACCUUCCCCCUUCCUCCGCCUCCUCCCUCACCUCGACUGCUGGUUGCUGAUUUCGUCUGGUAGCUGCACCAUCCGCCCCUUCACCCUCCUCCUCCUCUCCUCUCUCCCUUCAUUCCCCUCCCCGUCUCUCUCUCUCUCCUCCGCCUCUCACCUCUCCUCUGCUACUUCCGCUGGUUACUGGCUUUGUUUCUUAGCCCUGCUCAUCGAGUCCUACCCCUCCACACCAUCCGCCUCUUCACCCUCCUCCUCUCCUCUCUCCCUUCAUCCCCUCCUCAUCUCCUCUCUCCUCCGCCUCUCUCCUCUCCUCAACUGCUGCUGCUGGUUGCCGGCCUUGCUUCGUCGUCCAAACUACUCCGCCGCUAUGCCUCCUCCUCAUAUUUCUCCCCUCAACGGCGCAACAGCAGACUACUCCGCCGUUAUACCUCCUCCUCUUAUUUCUCCCCUCAGCGGCGCGGCAGCAAACUACUCCGCCGCUAUCCCUCCUCUUCUUAUUUCUCCCCUCCGCAGCGCAGCAGGAGCAGAAUACUCCGCCGUUUUCUCUCCUCCUCUUAUUUCUCCCCUCAACGGCUCAGCAGCAGACUAA